CAAUUUGGUUCGGUUGUCAUUUGUCAGUGCAGCUGCAGGUAGUCUUUUCCAUUUUUCGCGUAGUUCGUGUGUGACUAAUUUGGCUUGGGGGAGCUCUCAUAACAGCAGGAAACUGAAAGAUCCGAACCGGCGUGUGUAUGAUUGCACAAUUGGAAAUUGAUCAGCAGUUCGUGGAGAGAUUAGGUUGUGGAUGUUAACGGGAUGGUCGUAUUGGAGAGCUCACCCAUGGUCUCAGACCAGGACCAACCACAACCCCAAGUUCCUGAUAUUGUGGCGGAGAUUCGUAAUCUUGUUAGCCCGCCCGAACCUCCAGCACCCCCGCCGUCAUUGCUUUCCUCCUUGACGCCAUCCCACAAGGCUUUGAAGGGAAUUAUCGCUGGUGGAAUUACGGGAGGCAUUGAAAUUUGCAUUACAUUCCCUACGGAAUACGUUAAGACUCAGCUACAACUGGAUGAGCGCUCAGCGAAGCCUAAGUACACUGGAGUCAUCGACUGUGUAAAGCAGACUGUGCGAGGACAUGGUGUGGCGGGUCUGUAUCGCGGCUUGAGUGUGUUAGUGUAUGGGUCUAUUCCCAAGUCGGCUGUGCGCUUCGGUGCCUUCGAAGAGUUCAAGAAGCGCAAUGUGGACGCCAAGGGCAACCUGACGCCGGCUAAGCGGCUUCUGUGCGGGAUGGGUGCUGGGAUUUGUGAAGCGAUCUUUGCUGUUACCCCCAUGGAAACCGUCAAAGUCAAAUUCAUCCAUGACCAAAACCAACCGGUGCCCCGGUACAAAGGCUUCUUCCACGGCGUGAGAAUGAUUGUGCGGGAACAAGGAAUAAAAGGGACAUACCAAGGCUUGACGGCGACCAUUCUCAAACAGGGAAGCAAUCAAGCUAUUCGGUUUUAUGUUGUGGAAAGCCUGAAACAAUGGUACACUGGCGGCGAUUCCAAACAGAAGAUCAACAAACCCUUAACCGGAUUGUUUGGUGCUAUUGCCGGGGCUGCAUCUGUAUUUGGUAAUACACCGCUCGAUGUAGUGAAAACCCGCAUGCAGGGCUUGGAAGCCAGCAAAUACAAAAACACUCUGGAUUGUGCCUACCAAAUUGCAACGAAAGAAGGGCUAUUUGCAUUUUACAAAGGAACUGUGCCGCGAUUGGGACGUGUCUGUUUGGAUGUUGGAAUUACCUUUAUGAUUUACGAUUCCUUUAUGGAGAUGUUCAAUAAGGUGUGGAAGGACUGAUUAUGAGUGAUCGGUGUCUGCAGGCAUUUGUGGUAUGUUUGUGUCGUCUGAGAUGGUUGGGUAAAGUUUUGGGAACGUUUUGUUUUUGAGUUUUAUGACGCGUUGUUUGGGUAUAUGUUGGAAUUUAAAGGGUUUUUCCUGUCUGACGGUGGCUUUGUGGUCGAGAGAUUUAUUCGAAUUUAUUUAUUUCUGUAUCUUAGAUUGUGUACUGUGAUGCUCCUCUUCCAAGCACAAGGGGAAUUAAAACUGGUUCGUUAUUA
Messenger RNA from Paramacrobiotus metropolitanus, 1478 nucleotides. Its product is annotated as putative tricarboxylate transport protein, mitochondrial. NCBI's taxonomy places the organism in Eukaryota, Metazoa, Tardigrada, Eutardigrada, Parachela, Macrobiotidae. The coding region runs from base 202 to 1218 and encodes 338 amino acids. Gene Ontology annotation, biological process: mitochondrial citrate transmembrane transport. The record is from RefSeq and is a predicted model, not a curated record. The transcript has 5 exons.